CGUGUACUUGUUCCGGAAGUUGCACUCGGCGACAUUUAAGAAUUCCUAUCUUUUUAAAAUUUGGAGUAGUUAUUUGUUAUGAAUAAAUAUAUAAAUUAAUAUAAGUGCUAAUUAAGGUUAUUUAAGUGUUAAUAAAAAAGUGUCAAUAUGGCUAUCUCUUUAAUGAGAUAUGGACUGCGUUCAGCUGCAUUUAAUUUGGAGAGAACUGCGUCUCUCCUUUCAAAUACCAGUGCACAGAGAAUGAAGUUCAUUCACACAAAAGUGUACUGCAAUGGGAAGGUCUGCUACAUUCAGUACCAAGAACCGCGCGAGCUCGACCUGUUGGAGCGAGCGCUGGCUCUACGUAGGAACUACAGCAAACAGCACGGCAGACCCGAGGAGAACCGCAGGAAAAAGGCAUUGGACAGCGAAAGCGAUUCCGAUUCUGAUACAGAGUGCAAAGGAUUUGAUCGGUCAGAAUUCUGGCGUCGGAAAAUGCGUACUGUGCACAACAUCCUUGACGUGGACAAGGAUGGUCUGAUCUCAUUCAACGAUUUCCUGCUUUUGUCCGAGCGGUUUAAGGCGCUGGGACAUCUGGACGACGAGCAGGCGAAAGAGUUCACUGCUAUUAUCAAGUUGACCUGGGAGCAGCAAUGGGGGGCAAUAGAUCCCUACAACUUUGUCACAGUUGAGCAGUAUUUAGAAGAUAUGCAUCACGUGCUCAAUGACAAGACAUUGAAAAAGAAGGCACAUCAGUGGUUGCCAUAUUUGUUUAAGGCGGUGGACAAAGACAAGUCCGGCUUCAUCUCCGUGAACGAGUUCAAGCUGUUCUUCCAAUGUCUCGGCCUCAGCAACGAACAUGCAGCUGUCGCCUUCGCUGUCAUCGAUACUAAUGGGGAUGGAAAAGUAUCGCUCAAAGAAUUUGUGAAACUUGGCAAAGACUUCUUCACAACCGAAGACGAGACGCGAGUGUCCAAAAUGUUUUGGGGACCAUUGACUGAAGUGUGAUUAAACAACAAUGGCAAAUUGAAGAAUGUUUGUAUACGCUAUGACUAUGAGUUGAUAUAAUAAUUAUGUAUAAGUGUGCUAAAUAAAAGUAAAAUAAUUGUUUAAUAAUUUCUUUACGAACAUAGGGCAUCCAUUAAUUACGUUAGGUUAUUCUAGCCAUUUUUUCCACUCUUGUAGGAUUUGGUA
This is a messenger RNA of Pararge aegeria (speckled wood butterfly), 1173 nucleotides long. RefSeq names its product sarcoplasmic calcium-binding protein (gene CBP). Bases 148 to 987 code for a protein of 279 amino acids. The record is from RefSeq and is a predicted model, not a curated record. Lineage: Eukaryota; Metazoa; Arthropoda; Insecta; Lepidoptera; Nymphalidae. The transcript has 6 exons. Gene Ontology annotation, molecular function: calcium ion binding. Gene Ontology annotation, cellular component: uniplex complex. Gene Ontology annotation, biological process: calcium import into the mitochondrion; mitochondrial calcium ion homeostasis.